Molecule: messenger RNA, 1557 nt
Organism: Colossoma macropomum (tambaqui)
Lineage: Eukaryota; Metazoa; Chordata; Actinopteri; Characiformes; Serrasalmidae
Gene: cart1
Product: cocaine- and amphetamine-regulated transcript 1
Exons: 3
Coding region: 1171-1545 (124 amino acids)
Biological process (GO): adult feeding behavior; positive regulation of MAPK cascade; cellular response to starvation
Molecular function (GO): neuropeptide hormone activity
Source: RefSeq, a predicted model, not a curated record
AGUACAAUCGACACUCCUUCCAGUACAACAAAACUCCUCCCAGUGUAACUGAAACUCCUCCUAGUACAACCAAAACCCCUCCCAGUACAACUAAAACCCCUCCCAGUGCAACUGAAACUCCUUGUACAUUUGCCCAGUUAAUUUUAAUUUUAUAAUUUAAUAUAUGCAAAAAUCUCUACAAUCUCUCCAUCAUCUAGAAAACUCAAGGUUUUUCUCUCUUCUUAUACUUCUUAUACAUUUCCUGCUAUUUCAUCCCACGUAUUACGCACUCUGGAGCUACCGGUAAUAAAACUGAUCUGAAACAGAAAAACCAAACCCUCCCAGUACAACCCAAACCCCUCCCAGUACAACCAAAACCCCUCCUAGCACAACUGAAACUCCUCCCAGUUCAAACAAAUUAAGAACCCAAAUUUUUGACAGAUGGAGGAUCAGACUUACUAUUUAGCACAAGAAAAAGUGAGGGAGGCUGAAUCCUCGUCAUCAAAGAAGCGAAAACAUGACGAAGCCAAAGAAAAAUUGGGACAGGCGACGACAGAAAAGAUGACGACCACCGUAGGUUCUACUACAUGCUUGGUUGGUUGUAAUGUGCACCCUCACCACUAGAUGCCACUAAAUCUUACACACUGCACCUUUAAAGAGAUUCGGUCGGAGUGCCAUUAACAAGAGAUAUAUUAACACUCAUAGAAAGCCUCUCAGCCAAUCCGAUUGCAAGGUCACAACUAACUGUGAUAAUAUAAUUUAAUACAUACAGAAAUCUCUAUAAUCUCUCCAUCAUCUAGAAAACUCAAGGACGUUUUUCUCUCUUCUUAUACGACAUUUCCUGCUUUUUCAUCCCACGCAUUACACACUCUGGAGCUACCGGUAAUAAAACUGAUCUGAAACGGAAAUAAAAUUUGUGUUCCAUGUUAAGGUCAUGUGGUCAGUUGUCCAACCUGGGAGUAAAAUUGAAAGGUUAUAUUUGACCCUCUAGUCUAAACUUUCUGAUGUCCAGAGGUUAAAAGAAGAUGAAUGAGCGGUUUAAAUGGUCCGGCACGCGGCCUGCACCGUUUGUCCUGUAGCAGGAUGUGUGCAAAUGAGGUCAUGACCUAAUCGUGUCCAUCUGACCCUGCUCUGGACCUUCUGAUGAGUGUUAGUGGAGUGAUGUCACAGAGAGGCCUAUAAAAGUUGGAGAUGGCCAGUUUGACCAUAAGCUGCAUCUGUUCAACACCUGUGGCUGUCAAAGAGACCCGAGUUCUGGACACCAUGCUGAGCGAACGUCUCCUGCUGUUAACGCUUACCUGCUACGUCUUGGUCUGGUCAGUUAACUGCGAUGAUUUCAUGGAGGUCCGUUCUGCGGAGGAGGAGAAAGAGCUGAUUGAUGCUCUUCAGGAGGUCCUUGAAAAACUGAGGAACAAACAGAUCCCGUCCACUGAGAAGAGGCUGGGCUGGGUCCCUUCAUGUGAAGCUGGAGAGCAGUGUGCCGUCCGUAAAGGUGCGCGCUUUGGAAAGGUGUGCACCUGUCCUGAAGGAACCGCAUGCAGCUUCUCAGCUCUACAGUGCUUGUGAGAUGGAAGUCUG